GAGCAGAGAGAGAGAGAGAGAGAGAGAGAGAGAGAGUCAUCGGUUUCAUAUCUGAGGAUCACUCUCCUCGAUCGGCGUUAGGGUUUGAUUAAUCGUUCAGUUCAGAAUUCGAACAGUGAACUUUCUGAAGGGUUUUUGCCGGCUAUGGAGUCUGAAAUAGUGAUCAAGGUCAAAUAUGGUGAAACACUUAGGCGCUUUAAUGCACCCGUUAAUGGAGCUGGGCAGCCGAACUUUAACAUGAAUGGAUUGAGAGAGAAGGUUCUUUUUCUCUUCAAAUUUUCACCUGAUGCCGAUAUUACACUUACUUAUAUCGAUGAGGAUGGUGACAACGUGACACUCAUUGAUGAGGAGGAUCUGCAUGAUGCCAUGAGGCAGUCCCUGGACCCCUUGAGGAUUACUGUCAAAUUGAAUGCUGAAAAGGGUGGUAUAUCUCACACCAGACUGAGUGGAAGUUGUACCCCACUGACAGUGAAAUCACCUAGAGUCCAGGAUCCUUUUCUGAAUUUAAGCAGCAGUCUUUCUGAAAGCUUGAAAUCUGUACCAGAGCCUUUGCAAGCAGCACUCUUGAAGCUGUUGUAUGACUUGGCAUCUAAAGCUGCAACCUCUGCCCCAGAGCUUGCUGAUCUUCUGGGUUGUGUUUCAAAAAUUGGGCAGUCAUACAUAAAUCCGCUGUCUGGUUCCCAGGCUGCCACAGAUUGUGGGACAUCGACUGGACCUCCUGGGAGCACUGUGACUGCUUCAGUGACCAAGAAGCAAGAGGCUUCAAAGGAUAAUGAGGUCCCAUCGGAGGUGACUCCAAAUGCUAAAUUUGAAGAGCUUACUUAUGGAACAAGUCAGAAGCUGGACUUAGGAAAAGUCUCCAGUGCAUUGAAGGCCUCAGUUACCCCUGACUCAAGUUCUGUGGAUGUUUUUACUCGCUCUUUUGGCUAUCCUUUAAAAUCUGAAUGUGUAUCUGCAAACCUUGUUCCCAUCGCAUCCAGUGUUACUGAUUGUGAUAGCAAGAAAGAGGUUAAGAAGGCAGAGGAAUGCCAUUUGAGUGUGGGGGCUGGUGAUUUUGGGUGGGUCAAUAUCAAGUCAGUUUUAUCAGAUUCUCAUGCUACUGAUAGUAAAGAGCCCAUGCCAUCAAAUGAGCUUAGGAAAUCAGUUGGCACUAGAGCUUCUGCAACUGGUGCCAAUCCAAUGGGACAUUCUACUGCAGAUUUCAAAAAUACUAACAGUGGUAGCAAAAUAGCAUGUGGUUUUUCUACUCUGAUGCCUCAGGAAAAUUGUUCAGCUGCUCCUUUCACAUCUUAUUCUUCUCAUGUAACUUCCCCUAAAAGGAGCUACAAUCACGGUCAAGGCACAAGCGGUGUAUUCCAUAUGGGUAUUGUUUGCGAUGGGUGUGAAGCUCAUCCAAUAACUGGACCUCGGUUUAAAUCUAAAGUGAAAGAAGAUUAUGACUUGUGCAGCAUGUGUUUCUCUAAGAUUGGCAGCGAGGCUGAUUAUAUCAGAAUGGACCGUCCAGUUCCCCCGCAACGUCCAUUUCCUUUUAUGAUGCAGCAUUCUCAGUUGCAUCCUCCAAAACUUCCACAUGUCAGGAGAGGUGGUGAAAUGAAGCUAAGUCAACCAAAGCUGAAUAGUUACUUCGUUGCGGAUGUUAAUGUCCUGGAUGGUACUAUUAUGGCUCCAUCAACUCCAUUUACUAAGAUUUGGCGGAUGCGGAACAAUGGUUCCAUGGCGUGGCCCUGGGGGACACGGCUUGUAUGGGUUGGAGGACAUAACUUAAGUGAUACACUUUCUGUUGAGCUGCGGAUACCAUUUGAUGGUUUACCUGUGGGCAAUGAGCUUGAAAUUGGUGUUGACUUUACUGCUCCUGAACUUCCUGGUCGGUAUCUCUCGUACUGGAGGAUGGCCACACCGUCUGGCCAAGAAUUUGGGCGGCACAUCUGGGUUCUGAUCCAGGUUGAGGCUUUUUUGAAGCCAUCAUUAAAUGAUAUGUUCCGUGGUCUGAACUUGAAUUUGCCUCCCGAAAGCUGUGAUCUGACGGGAUCUGAAAUGGUUAAUUUGAACGUUCAACCCAAGUCGCCUGAGGGUAGUCUCUUUGAGCCCGACAAUUCUAGCAAGACCACUGAUUUAGGGGAGCCUAUGGCUGAUGCAUUCCCAGAUAAGAACCGGGAGCUGAAUCUCCCCCGUGAUGCUUUUGUAGGCGCUGGUGGCGUCUCAAACCCUGCUCCUCCGAAGCCUGAUGUGGCGAUUUCAUUCCCCCUCGUUGAUCUGGCUUUACCAUUGGCCAUGAAUUCCCAUAUGCCACCGCCCCCAACCAUCUGUGUACCAGCUCCACCUGAAGGCGCCACCGAGAACCAUGUGGUUGAGCAGAGACUACUCAAGGAACUGGCGGAGAUGGGUUUCAAGCAGGUUGAUCUGAACAAAGAAAUCUUGAGGAUGAACAAAUACGACUUGGAGAAAUCGCUUGAUGAUCUGUGUGGUGUUGCGGAGUGGACUGCCAUCCUCGAGGAGCUGCAGGAGAUGGGCUUCUGUGAUGAAGAGACCAACAAGAGGCUGCUGGAGAAGAACAAUGGCAGCGUCAAGCGUGUGGUGAUGGAUCUUAUUGGUAGGAAGGUGUAAAAAUCCAAGAGGCUGCUGAUUACCUUAACAUUAUAUAUAUAUAUGGGCAGUAUGUAUGCAUAAAUAAAUCUGCUGGCUGCAGAAACAAUAUUCUGAGUCUUGUGAAUUUGUAUUUCUGGGAGAUCUUGGAUUUGGAUGGAAAACUGUGAAUUAGGUUCAAUCUUGACGAAUGAAUGACUGUUUAUUGAAUAUAUUUUAUAGAACCCUUUAGUUUUAUGAGUUCA
This is a messenger RNA of Diospyros lotus (date-plum), 2828 nucleotides long. RefSeq names its product protein JOKA2-like. Gene Ontology annotation, molecular function: protein binding; zinc ion binding. The record is from RefSeq and is a predicted model, not a curated record. Bases 145 to 2604 code for a protein of 819 amino acids. The transcript is spliced from 7 exons. Lineage: Eukaryota; Viridiplantae; Streptophyta; Magnoliopsida; Ericales; Ebenaceae.